Messenger RNA from Nerophis lumbriciformis (worm pipefish), 1074 nucleotides. The record is from RefSeq and is a predicted model, not a curated record. NCBI's taxonomy places the organism in Eukaryota, Metazoa, Chordata, Actinopteri, Syngnathiformes, Syngnathidae.
AUGACCGGCAAGGACGGAUCCGUGCUAUCCGACGCCGAGAAUAAGCAGACAACCGGCGGCCACGGAGGACCGCAGCAGCAGCCGCCUCUCGUUUGCAAGAUGCCCCCCGCGGCGCACCGUCGGACCGGCUUCGGGAUUCAGGAGCUCCUCGGGCUGAACAAGGAGCCUCCGCCGCCGCCCUCGCUGCUGUCGCCGGCCGCGGCCGCCGCGCUCAGGCGGCCCCUGGAGGCCCUGCCGCACCGGGGCCACGUCCUGGCGGCCCGUUCGGCGCUCGGCCACGGCGCGCUGGGCGUCGGCCUGUUGGGCCCCGAGGGCAUCCACUCGUUUUAUAGCCAGCCCGCUUUCCUGGAGGUGCUGUCCGAAGCGCAGAACGUGCACCUGCAGCCGUUGCACGCCAGGGCCAACGCGCGUUUGGACGGGCACAAUUCGACCAGCUCGGAUUCUGAUGACAUGAGUCUUCCCUCGAAUGAUAAGAAGUUCUCCAAAACCUCAUUGAGCCAAAGCAAGAAAAGGAAAAAAAGACGACACAGAACAAUUUUCACCUCCUAUCAGUUGGAAGAAUUGGAAAAAGCCUUCAAUGAGGCCCACUACCCGGACGUGUACGCAAGGGAGAUGCUCUCCAUGAAGACUGAGCUGCCUGAAGAUAGGAUACAGGUGUGGUUCCAGAAUCGGCGGGCCAAGUGGCGGAAGAGGGAAAAGUGCUGGGGGCGCAGCAGCGUGAUGGCCGAGUACGGCUUAUACGGCGCCAUGGUGCGACACUCCAUCCCGCUACCGGAGUCCAUCCUCAAGUCGGCCAAGGAGGGCGUCACCGAGUCGUACGCGCCCUGGUUACUAGGUAUGCACAAGAAGUCUGUGGAAACGCCGCACUCCCCCCUGGACGAGAGGAACGGGGGCGCCCCCACGCCGCCGAUACGGGAGAAAGCGGAGGGGCCCGAGGAAAAGGGGCGUACGGACGGCAACAGAGACGAACUACGGGUGCACAGUAUCGCUGUGCUGCGAGCCAAAGCGCAGGAGCACAACGCCAAGAUACUCAGCAAGUGUGAGGACAAAACCGAGGAUGAGACGGACAACUAA